Salvelinus namaycush (lake trout) is the source of this 1569-nucleotide messenger RNA. RefSeq names its product sodium-coupled monocarboxylate transporter 2-like. Gene Ontology annotation, cellular component: membrane. The record is from RefSeq and is a predicted model, not a curated record. Gene Ontology annotation, molecular function: symporter activity. Gene Ontology annotation, biological process: sodium ion transport; transmembrane transport. The transcript is spliced from 15 exons. Lineage: Eukaryota; Metazoa; Chordata; Actinopteri; Salmoniformes; Salmonidae. Bases 1 to 1569 code for a protein of 522 amino acids.
AUGGCACCAUAUUUAGAGAUGAGGUUCUGUAAGGGGGUUCGCAUGGCUGCCACUGUGAUUUAUAUUUUGCAGACGAUCUUAUAUACAGGAGUUGUGGUGUAUGCUCCCGCCCUGGCACUCAAUCAAGUCACUGGCUUCAACCUUUGGGGAUCUAUAUUCGCAACAGGCGUCGUGUGUACGUUCUACUGCACCCUGGGUGGGCUGAAGGCAGUGGUGUGGACAGAUGCGUUCCAGAUGGUGGUGAUGGUAGUGGGCUUCAUGACCGUGCUGGUCCAGGGGACCCGGAAAACAGGGGGCGCGGCCUCCGUGUGGGAGGUGGCUAAAAACGGAAACAGACUCGACAUCUUUGACUUUGACCCUGACCCACUGAGACGUCAUACGUUCUGGACCAUCUCUAUUGGUGGAACCUUCACCUGGCUGGGCAUCUACGGGGUUAACCAGUCAACUAUACAGAGAUGCAUCUCCUGCAAAACCGAGACACACGCCAAACUAGCUCUGUAUUUCAACCUGCUGGGUCUGCUGGUCAUCCUGGUGUGUGCGGUGUUCUCCGGUCUCAUUAUGUAUGCUUUCUACGCCAACUGUGAUCCAUGGACCGCCCAGUCAGUCACAGCACCAGACCAGCUCAUGCCGUAUUUUGUCAUGGAGAUUCUGGGGGAUUAUCCUGGGCUUCCAGGGCUGUUUGUUGCCUGUGCGUUCAGUGGAACACUCAGUACUGUGGCAGCCAGCAUCAAUGCCCUAGCCACGGUGACCUAUGAAGACUUUGUUAAGCAGUGUUGUACUAACCUCUCCAACAAAGCCAGCGGCUGGAUCAGUAAAGGACUGUGUAUUGUGUUCGGAGUAGCCUGCACCACUAUGGCCGUUGCUGCAUCCUACAUGGGAGGGAUUGUACAGGCAGCUCUGAGUAUCCAUGGUAUGUGUGGUGGUCCCAUGCUGGGACUCUUCUCUCUGGGAAUCAUCUUUCCCUGGACCAACUCUAUGGGAGCAGCCGGCGGUCUGACAGUGGGCGUCGCCCUGUCGUUCUGGGCAGGUGUCGGAGCCUUCGUCUACCCUGCUCUAGACAUCAACACUAGACCUCUGUCUCUCAGUAUAGAGGGAUGUCUUCAACCGAACUCAUCUGACCCUACCACCACUGUUCCAUCUUCUUACCUGGACCCUACCACUCUACCAUCAAGGUCACCCCUGGCUGAUCACUGGUACUCCAUGUCCUAUCUGUACUAUAGCGCUGUUGGAUUUUUAGCCACCGUUACUGCUGGCCUGCUCAUCUCCUUCAUCACAGGACACACCAGGAGUCAAGAUGUGAAACCGUGGCUCCUACGACCGGUGUGUAACCUCUUCUGCUUUUGGUCAAAGAAGUACAAGAAGAUGUGUUGGUGUGGCGUCAACCACGAGUUAAAACAGGACACGGAGUGCCCAGACACAGACACGGUUAAAGAUGGAGGUCCCUUUGUCAAGGAAGAUAUCGGCAGAAAGGGGAUGAGGAGAAAAGUACAACCGGCUGAAAACGGUUAUAACCUGCGAGAGAAAGGACAUGACAACGCUGGCUUUACCGAAGACACAAAGCCUUUUUAA